GAGAGAGCAGGCUAACCUUAGCAGGUAAAGCAAUAAACCUGCUUUUCGUAUGAAGUAUAAAAAGGUGCAUGGGUGAUAGUAGUGGCUAUCGCUCUUUGUGGAUCUGUGAAGAUGGAUGCUGUGAAGUGGUGGAAGGCAGGAUGGGGCUAUCCCACAACUAUGCUGUGCGUCUAUGGGUUCUUCAGUACUGUGAAACCUCUCGUACCCUUCAUCUACCCUUAUCUGACUGGUCCAGACAAAAACCUGACGGUGGAACAGGUGACCAACGAGAUCUACCCUGUGUGGACAUACUCCUACCUGGCUGUGAUGGUGCCAGUCUUUCUGCUCACCGAUUGGCUGCGCUACAAGCCCGUCGUGGUGUUUCAGUGCAUCAACCUCUUCAUAACCUGGGCGAUGAUGCUAUUGGUGCAGGAGGUGGCAGUCUUUAAGGCAAUGCAGUUCUUCUACGGCGUGAAGUCGGCCUGUGAGGUGGCCUACUUUUCAUACAUCUACAGCAUAGUAGACCUGAAAUACUACCGAAAGGCUACAUCCUACUGCCGUAGUGUACAGCUGCUAGGCUACACGGUGGGCUCUGUGCUGGGACAGUUGCUGGUCAGUUUCAACCUCAUGUCCUACAACAACAUCCUGGUACUUACCCUGGUGUUGAUCUCCAUCGCCCUGGUGACUUCCCUCUUCCUGCCCAUGCCACAGAGAAGCAUGUUCUUCCAUCGGAGUCAAAGUGACCCUCCACAGACCCCAGAAGGAGGGGACAUGUGCGCAGGUGAUGUGUCCACUGAGGGGCCAGUGACGGCUAGGGGCUGCAGCCAGGUAUUUUUGCUGCUGUGGAGAGACUUUCUCCAGUGCUACUCAACCAGGGCACUGCUGUACUGGUCAUUAUGGUGGGUACUGGCUACCUGUGGCUACAACCAGGCAAUUAACUAUGUACAGGUGUUAUGGGCACACAUACAGCCAUCCCAGAAAGUCCAAGUCUACAACGGAGGGGUGGAAGCUGUGUCCAAUCUGUUUGGUGCAGCGACGGCCUAUGGCAUUGGUUUCAUCCAGGUGGACUGGGCCCAGUGGGGAGAGUUGUUCCUGGGCUCCAUCUCUGGCCUGGGUGCUGUAGCCCUGUUCAUCAUGACCUUCACUGACAACAUCUGGGUCUGCUAUGCCGGCUAUGUUGCCUUUAAGGGACUCUACAUGCUGCUUAUCACAUUUGCCAUGUUCCAAAUUGCUACUGAUCUCUCUAUGGAGAGAUAUGCACUGAUCUUUGGAGCAAACAACUUUGGGUCUUUGGUCCUUCAGACUAUCAUCACAUCCGUUGUGGUGGAUGGCAGGGGGCUGGGCUUGGGCAUCAUCCCACAGUUCAUCAUUUAUGGAAGCUACUUCUCAGCCAUCGCUGUCAUUUUCUUCCUGAGAGGUGUGUCCACGAUAAUGAGAGUGCGGCAAAGCCACAGAGACUCCACCACUGCAGAGGAGCCUCCAAGCCCAACCAUGUGUACACCACUGCAGAGGAGCCUCCAAGCCCAACCCUGUGUACACCACUGCAGAGGAGCCUCCAAGCCCAACCCUGUGUACACCACUGCAGAGGAGCCUCCAAGCCCAACCAUGUGUACACCACUGCAGAGGAGCCUCCAAGCCCACCAGUACACCACUGCAGAGGAGCCUCCAAGCCCAACCAUGUGUACACCACUGCAGAGGAGCCUCCAAGCCCAACCAUGUGUACACCACUGCAGAGGAGCCUCCAAGCCCAACCAUGUGUACACCACUGCAGAGGAGCCUCCAAGCCCAACCAUGUGUACACCACUGCAGAGGAGCCUCCAAGCCCAACCAUGUGUACACCACUGCAGAGGAGCCUCCAAGCCCAACCAUGUGUACACCACUGCAAGCUUGAACAUGCAGUGGAACAAAAAGAAGAACCCAAAACAGUGUGGUGUAGAAGGCACAAGAGGCCUCAAGAGGCUGAAUAAAUUUGGCUUGGCACCAAAGACCUUCAUAAAGUUCUACACAUGCACCAUUGAGAACAUCCUGUCGGGCUGCAUCCCCGCCUGGCACGCUAACUGCACUGUCCACAACCGCAGGGCUCUCCAAAAGGUGGUGCAGUCUGCCAAAUGCAUCACCGGGGGCACACGGCCUGCCCUCUCGGACAUCUAUAGCACCCGGUGUCACAGGAAGGCCAAGAAGAUCAUCAAGGAACAAAGCUGGGACCAAGAGACUGAAAAACAUCUUAUAUCUCAAGGCCAUCAGACUGUUAAAUAG
Molecule: messenger RNA, 2235 nt
Organism: Oncorhynchus masou masou (cherry salmon)
Lineage: Eukaryota; Metazoa; Chordata; Actinopteri; Salmoniformes; Salmonidae
Product: thiamine transporter 1-like
Exons: 6
Coding region: 112-2235 (707 amino acids)
Biological process (GO): transmembrane transport; vitamin transport
Cellular component (GO): plasma membrane
Molecular function (GO): vitamin transmembrane transporter activity
Source: RefSeq, a predicted model, not a curated record